This is a messenger RNA of Cercocebus atys (sooty mangabey), 4332 nucleotides long. RefSeq names its product transcriptional regulator ATRX-like. The record is from RefSeq and is a predicted model, not a curated record. The transcript is spliced from 5 exons. The annotation marks the transcript as partial. NCBI's taxonomy places the organism in Eukaryota, Metazoa, Chordata, Mammalia, Primates, Cercopithecidae.
UUUCUAUUACAGUUGACCAUAGAACUAUGGAGGUAUUAUACUAUCCAGAGGGGAAAAAUAAUUGUCUCUUAUUUCAACCCCUCUAAACAGGAUACCAUACUUGCAGAACUCCUUCAGAUACAUAAGGAACACAUUGUAGGAUAUCAUGAACAUGAUUCUCUUUUGGACCACAAAGAAGAAGAAGAGUUGACUGAAGAAGAAAGAAAAGCAGCUUGGGCUGAGUAUGAAGCAGAGAAGAAGGGACUGACCAUGCGUUUCAACAUACCAACUGGGACCAAUUUACCCCCUGUCAGUUUCAACUCUCAAACUCCUUAUAUUCCUUUCAAUUUGGGAGCCCUGUCAGCAAUGAGUAAUCAACAGCUGGAGGACCUCAUUAAUCAAGGAAGAGAAAAAGUUGUAGAAGCAACAAACAGUGUGACAGCAGUGAGGAUUCAACCUCUUGAAGAUAUAAUUUCAGCUGUAUGGAAGGAGAACAUGAAUCUCUCAGAGGCCCAAGUACAGGCGUUAGCAUUAAGUAGACAAGCCAGCCAGGAGCUUGAUGUUAAACGAAGAGAAGCAAUCUACAAUGAUGUAUUGACAAAACAACAGAUGCUAAUCAGCUGUGUUCAGCGAAUACUUAUGAACAGAAGGCUCCAGCAGCAGUACAAUCAGCAGCAACAGCAACAAAUGACUUAUCAACAAGCAACACUGGGUCACCUCAUGAUGCCAAAGCCUCCAAAUUUGAUCAUGAAUCCUUCUAACUACCAGCAGAUUGAUAUGAGAGGAAUGUAUCAGCCAGUGGCUGGUGGUAUGCAGCCACCACCAUUACAGCGUGCACCACCCCCAAUGAGAAGCAAAAAUCCAGGACCUUCCCAAGGGAAAUCAAUGUGAUUUUGCACUAAAAGCUUAAUGGAUUGUUAAAAUCAUAGAAAGAUCUUUUAUUUUUUUAGGAAUCAAUGACUUAACAGAACUCAACUGUAUAAAUAGUUUGGUCCCCUUAAAUGCCAAUCUUCCAUAUUAGUUUUACUUUUUUUUAAAAAAUAGGGCAUACCAUUUCUUCCUGACAUUUGUCAGUGAUGUUGCCUAGAAUCUUCUUACACACAUUGAGUACAGAAGAUAUUUCAAAUUGUUUUCAGUGAAAACAAAUCCUUCUUCCAUAAUAGUAACAGCUCCACAGAUUUCCUCUCUAAAUUUUUAUGCCUGCUUUUAGCAACCAUAAAAUUGUCAUAAAGUUAAUAAAUUUAGGAAAGAAUAAAGAUUUAUAUAUUCAUUCUUUACAUAGAAAAACACACAGCUGAGUUCUUAGAGUUGAUUCCUCAAGUUAUGAAAUACUUUUGUACUUAAUCCAUUUCUUGAUUAAAGUGAUUGAAAUGGUUUUAAUGUUCUUUUGACUGAAGUCUGAAACUGGGCUCCUGCUUUUUAUUGUCUCUGUGACUGAAAGUUAGAAACUGAGGGUUAUCUUUGACACAGAAUUGUGUGCAAUAUUCUUAAAUACUACUGCUCUAAAAGUUGGAGGAGUCUUACAGUUAUCCUAGCAUUGUAUAAACAGCCUUAAGUAUAGCCUAAGAAGAGAAUUCCUUUUUCUUCUUUAGUCCUUCUGCCAUUUUUUAUUUUCAGUUAUAUGUGCUGAAAUAAUUACUGGUAAAAUUUCAGGGUUGUGGAUUAUCUUCCACACAUGAAUUUUCUCUCUCCUGGCACGAAUAUAAAGCACAUCUCUUAACUGCAUGGUGCCAGUGCUAGUGCUUCAUCCUGUUGCUGGCAGUGGGAUGUGGACUUAGAAAAUCAAGUUCUAGCAUUUUAGGAGGUUAACACUGAAGUUGUGGUUGUUAGGUUCACACCCUGUUUUAUAAACAACAUCAAAAUGGCAGAACCAUUGCUGACUUUAAGUUCACAUGAGGAAUGUGCUUUAACAAUUCCCAGUACUAUCAGUAUUGCGAAAUAAUUCCUCUGAAAGAUAAGAAUCACUGGCUUCUAUGCGCUUCUUUUCUCUCAUCAUGUUCUUUUACCCCAGUUUCCUUACAUUUUUAAAAAUUGUGUCAGAGUUGUUUUUUCUUUAGAUCAUGAGGCAAUUAUUAAAUCAAAAUUAAUUCAUCCAAUACCCCUUUACUAGAAGUUUUACUAGAAAAUGUAUUACAUUUUAUUUUUUCUUAAUCCAGUUCUGUAAAAAUGACCUAUAAUUUUAUUCAUGUACAAUUUUGAUUACUUGAAUUCUUAAAGAAAACAUUGUUUUUGACUAUGGGAGUCAACUCAACAUGGCAAAACCAUUUUGAGAUGAUGAUAUAACAGGUAGUGAAACAGCUUAAGAAUUCCAGAAAAAAAAAAAAAAAAAACUGGGUGUAGGCUUUGCUUUAGGUAUCACUGGAUUAGAAUGAGUUUAACAUUAGCUAAAACUGCUUUGAGUUGUUUGGAUGAUUAAGAGAUUGCCAUUUUUAUCUUGGAAGAACUAGUGGUAAAACAUCCAAGAGCACUAGGAUUGUGAUACAGAAUUUGUGAGGUUUGGUGGAUCCACGCCCCUCCCCCCCACCUUCCCAUGAUGAAAUAUCACUAAUAAAUUCUGUAUAUUUAGAUAUUAUGCUAGCCAUGUAAUCAGAUUUAUUUAAUUGGGUGGGGCAGGUGUGUAUUUACUUUAGAAAUAAUGAAAAAGACAAGAUUUAUGAGAAAUAUUUGAAGGCAGUACACUCUGGCCAACUGUUAUCAGUUGGUAUUUCUACAAGUUCAGAAUAUUUUAAACCUGAUUUACUAGACCUGGGAAUUUUCAACACGGUCUAAUUAUUUACUCAAAGACAUAGAUGUGAAAAUUUUAGGCAACCUUCUAAACCUUUUUCACCAUGGAUGAAACGAUAACUUAAAGAAUAAUACUUAGAAGGAUUAAUUGGAAAUCAGAGUUUGAAAUAAAACUUGGACCACUUUGUAUACACUCUUCUCACUUGACAUUUUAGCUACAUAAUAUGUACUUUGAGUAUAACAUCAAGCUUUAACAAAUAUUUAAAGACAAAAAAAUCACGUCAAUAAAAUACUAAAAGGCUCAUUUUUAUAUUUGUUUUAGAUGUUUUAAAUAGUUGCAAUGGAUUAAAAAUGAUGAUUUAAAAUGUUGCUUGUAAUACAGUUUUGCCUGCUAAAUUCUCCACAUUUUGUAACCUGUUUUAUUUCUUUGGGUGUAAAGCGUUUUUGCUUAGUAUUGUGAUAUUGUAUAUGUUUUGUCCCAGUUGUAUAGUAAUGUUUCAGUCCGUCAUCCAGCUUUGGCUGCUGAAAUCAUACAGCUGUGAAGACUUGCCUUUGUUUCUGUUAGACUGCUUUUCAGUUCUGUAUUGAGUAUCUUAAGUACUGUAGAAAAGAUGUCACUUCUUCCUUUAAGGCUGUUUUGUAAUAUAUAUAAGGACUGGAAUUGUGUUUUUAAAGAAAAGCAUUCAAGUAUGACAAUAUACUAUCUGUGUUUUCACCAUUCAAAGUGCUGUUUAGUAGUUGAAACUUAAACUAUUUAAUGUCAUUUAAUAAAGUGACCAAAAUGUGUUGUGCUCUUUAUUGUAUUUUCACAGCUUUGAAAAUAUGUGCACAUGUUUCAUAGAAAAUGUAUAGCUUUUGUUAUCCUAUAUAAUGGUGGUUCUUUUGCACAUUUAGUUAUUUAAUAUUGAGAGGUCACAAAGUUUGGUUAUUGAAUCUGUUAUACUAAAUUCUGUAAAGGGAGAUCUCUAAUCUCAAAGAGAAUUUACAUACCAGGAAGCCCAUGUGUGUUUGUGUUAGUUUUGGAUGUCUUUGUGUAAUCCAGCCCCAUUUCCUGUUUCCCAACAACUGUAACACUCAUUUUAAGUCAAGCAGGGCUACCAACCCACACUUGAUAGAAAAGCUGCUUACCAUUCAGAAGCUAUAGCAGGUAGAUGGAAACCUUAUUAUCUGGCCUCCAAAGAAGCUGAAUAUUUUAUAGCCUUCCCUUAGCUAUGUUCAUUUUCCCUCCAUUAUCAUAAAAUCAGAUCCAUAUUUAUGUGCCCCAAACAAAAUUUAAGAGCAGUUACAUAUCUGUCCCGGUAGCCCUUGUUUCUUUUGAGGGUAACAUGUUGUGAGGCUGUAGAGACUUACUCAACAGUAAAACAGGUCAAUCCUUUUACAUGUCUUAUUAUACUAAAAAUUAUGUUCAGGGUAUUACUAUUUUAUUUCACCAGACUCAGUCUCAAGUGACUUGGCUAUCUCCAAAUCAAAUCUAUCCUUAGAGAUUAAACAUUUUUCUACCGUUAAUUUUUUUCAAGUCUAUAAUCUGAGCCAGUCCCCAUGGAGUGACCAAGUUUCAGAAAUGCUUUCAUCUUCGCAACAUUUUAUAUAUACUAUUAUAUGGGGUGAAUAAAGUUUUAAAUCCGAAAU